GCUGUGUCGCUACACUUACGCAAGUACGUGCCAGGAAGGAAAACAAUUUGCGGUCGUUUUCUCAUAAAACACUGCAAAACCAAAUUAAAAACAAUGUUCUUCGAAAAGUUCUUGCCGAAAUUGCCGGUCGUUAAGGCCCAGGAGGAAGAGGAAGAAUUGGUCGAUCCCCAGCAAGUUUUAAGGGACAAUUGCAGGGAGACCGAACACUGCAAACAUUUGGCCGAAAAAUAUCAAGCGUGCAAUGACAGGGUUUUGUCUAAAUCACAGACAACCGAGACCUGUGUUGAGGAACUGUUUGAUUUACUCCAUGCCGUUGAUCACUGCGUUACCAAGGACUUGUUCUCCAAGCUUAAGUGAACAAGCUGUUGGUUUAUUGUAGAUUUAUGUAAUUUGUUAAUUAAUUAUUAAUACCGUGGGUGAAUAAAAUCAUUUAAGAUA
Messenger RNA from Aethina tumida (small hive beetle), 438 nucleotides. It is a transcript of the gene UQCR-11, whose product is annotated as cytochrome b-c1 complex subunit 6, mitochondrial-like. The coding region runs from base 94 to 357 and encodes 87 amino acids. The record is from RefSeq and is a predicted model, not a curated record. Gene Ontology annotation, biological process: mitochondrial electron transport, ubiquinol to cytochrome c. Lineage: Eukaryota; Metazoa; Arthropoda; Insecta; Coleoptera; Nitidulidae. The transcript has 2 exons.